AUGCUUAUGGUUUUGGUUCAACUUGCUUAUGCUGCAGUUAAUGUGCUCUACAAGCUUGCCAUCAAUGAUGGAAUGACUGUUAAAGUUGCUACUGCUUAUCGUUUAGCUUUUGGUUCAGCUUUUACUGUUCCUCUUGCUCUCAUUUCUGAAAGAAAUAAGAGGCCAAAGCUGAGUUGGAGAGUACUUUUCAUGGCUUUUCUUUGCAGCUUGUUUGGGGGAAGCUUAUUUCAAAAUCUAUUCUAUGAGGCUUUGGCUUUAACAUCAGCAACAUUUGCAUCGGCUAUCUACAAUCUCAUUCCUGCCAUCACCUUUAUCAUGGCAAUUUCCUGCGGGUAA
Molecule: messenger RNA, 336 nt
Organism: Lathyrus sativus (Indian pea)
Lineage: Eukaryota; Viridiplantae; Streptophyta; Magnoliopsida; Fabales; Fabaceae
Source: the annotation of a GenBank genome assembly